Messenger RNA from Thlaspi arvense, 1293 nucleotides. Lineage: Eukaryota; Viridiplantae; Streptophyta; Magnoliopsida; Brassicales; Brassicaceae. The record is from the annotation of a GenBank genome assembly.
GGUACACAUAAAGAAACACACCAAUCAAUAAUUAGAAAGAAACAAAAAGAUAGAGAGAAGAGAGAGACAUGGCUAAUGCGAAGAAGCCCUUCUGCCUUUUGGCCUUCUUUUGUCUGUUAUUACAGUUAUUCUCCAUCUUCCACAUCGGAAAUGGGGAGCUGGAGAUGAAUUAUUACAGAGAGAGUUGUCCGAAAGCGGAAGAGAUAAUAAGACAACAAGUGGAGACGCUUUACUACAAACACGGCAACACUGCCGUCUCUUGGCUCCGUAAUCUCUUCCAUGACUGCGUCGUCAAGUCGUGUGACGCGUCGCUGCUGCUAGAGACAGCAAAAGGUGUUGAAUCUGAGCAAAAGUCGACGAGGAGUUUCGGGAUGAGAAACUUUAAGUAUGUUAAGAUUAUCAAAGACGCAGUCGAGAAAGAGUGUCCGAACACAGUUUCUUGUGCCGAUAUUGUCGCUCUCUCAGCUAGAGAUGGUAUUGUCAUGUUGAAAGGGCCAAAGAUAGAGAUGAUAAAGACAGGAAGGAGAGAUAGUAGAGGGAGCUACUUGGGAGAUGUUGAGACUCUAAUCCCAAACCACAAUGACUCACUCUCCUCUGUUCUCUCAACUUUCGACUCAAUCGGCAUCGAUGUCGAAGCCACCGUCGCUCUCUUAGGUGCUCACUCUGUGGGUAGGGUCCACUGCGUUAACCUAGUGCACCGGCUAUACCCAACGAUUGACCCGACCCUCGACCCAAGUUACGCCCUUUACUUAAAGAACCGUUGCCCAACUCCAACUCCGAGUCCGGACGCCGUCUUGUACUCCCGCAAUGACCGUGAGACGCCGAUGGUUGUUGACAACAUGUACUACAAGAACAUCAUGGCUCAUAAGGGACUCCUUGUCAUUGAUGACGAGCUAGCUUCUGAUCCUAGGACCGCGCCGUUUGUGGCGAAGAUGGCUGCGGACAACGGUUACUUCCAUGAGCAGUUCUCACGCGGUGUCGGACUCUUGUCGGAGACCAACCCACUUACCGGAGACCAAGGGGAGAUCAGGAAGGAUUGUCGUUAUGUGAACUAACUGAUUAUAAUUAAAAGUUGCGGAAAGAUGUAUAAUAAUCAUAUAUAUCUAUGUAUGAAUGAAUGUAAAUGGUUUGGAUUCAAUAAGAAGAAAUACCAAAACCGUUAUGAAUUGAUAUAUGUUUGGAUCUUCUGAUCAAGGUUCGAUGUAAUUUUUGUAUUCUUUUUUUCUUUGGUAUUUUCGUAAGUGAUUUCAAAAUCAUCUACCGAUCAGAACUUAUUCGAAUUUUAGUCUAAUA